Molecule: messenger RNA, 672 nt
Organism: Closterium sp. Naga37s-1
Lineage: Eukaryota; Viridiplantae; Streptophyta; Zygnematophyceae; Desmidiales; Closteriaceae
Source: the annotation of a GenBank genome assembly
AUGCAUCCAGUCAGCACAACGCGCACGCAGCCUGCACACCAACAGCAGAGUGCACGCGUCGCCAGCGCGCACCCCGCCAGCAGAGCGCUUGUGCCGCCAGCAGAGCGCAUGUGCCACCAGCGCACACCUCCCACGCGCACACGCCAGCACGCGCACCGCCACGAGCCCGCACCAGCAGCAGCGUGCACUGCUACCAGCGUGCCACCCGUCAGCGCGGCAGCAGCACACGCCGCUAGUGCGCCAUCAAAGCACGCCACCACCCUGCCAGUGCUCGCCAAAAAGCACCAGCUCAUCCCAAGCAGCACACCAGCGGCGGCUGGCAGCCACACCAGCUCCUACUGGCGUAGGUUGUGGCGCCGGGACGGCCGGGCGGCGGUAGUGCAGUCACCUGCUGCCUGGAUAAGCAGGCAGGAGAGCGGAGUGGUCAGAGCUGUGGGCGGGUGGUUUGCUGGUUGGGGGAGUAAGCAGGAGAGGUGGCAGGGGUGUGAGGAAGAGAAGGAAGAGCGAAAACGUAGUAAGCGAGAGGGGAAGGAGGGGGAGGGGGCGGAGGGAGAAGAGGAAGGGGAGGAGGGAGAAGGGGAGGAUGGUGAAGAGGGGGAGGUGGUGGCGGCUGUGGUGGAGGAGGUGGUGUGUCUACGAGGGGAGGUGACAGCAGCUGAAGAGAGGGAGUGA